AUUUCAUUGCGGCGUUUCUUGUUGCCGAUAUCUAUCUUGAAAUACAUUGAUUAUUUAUAAAUCUUUACAAUGGCCGUGAACAGUGCCACGUCUUUCGUGUUAUCAUCAAUUUUGACUCUCCUAAUAUUUUCGGGGAUGCAGAUGUAUAAGCCGAUCUUGGUAAGGUCACCAGUGACUAUAAUUUUCGGUGGCUACCUCGGUUCAUUGAUGUUCAUGUUCUUCGUAACUGCCAUUGGUAACUUAGAAGCAACAUUGUUUGGCAAGAACUUUCAGUUGAAGUUACCAGAAGUAGUUAUUUCCAUGGCUAUUUCGUUGAUAGCAGCUGGUAUGGUACACAGAAUCUGCUUCACUACAUGUUUGAUAUUCUCUCUCAUCACAAUCUAUUACAUGAACAAGUUAUCACAAAAGACUUAUGCAGCAUCAGCACCUGUUGCAGUCCCCACCAAAAGUCGACGCCACAAAUGAAUUGUUAAUUAUAG
Spodoptera exigua (beet armyworm) is the source of this 479-nucleotide messenger RNA. Lineage: Eukaryota; Metazoa; Arthropoda; Insecta; Lepidoptera; Noctuidae. The record is from the annotation of a GenBank genome assembly.